Peronospora belbahrii is the source of this 1479-nucleotide messenger RNA. Lineage: Eukaryota; Oomycota; Peronosporomycetes; Peronosporales; Peronosporaceae. The record is from the annotation of a GenBank genome assembly.
AUGAGAACUCCUCGCAACGUCGUGGUGCUUGGUGGCGGCAUCUCUGGCCUCACUCUAGCCUACUUCCUGCGCCAAGCACUGCCUAAAUCGGUGGCUAAUACGACACGAAUUUGUGUGCUCGAAGCCGACACAAUUGUAGGCGGAUGGGUGCGUACAGCCAAGCGCGAGGGUUUUCUGUUUGAAGAGGGACCACGAGGCUUUCGACCGUCCCGCAAUGGCGCUGAGAUGCUGCGAUUGGUGGAACAGCUUGAGCUUCAUGAUGAAAUGCAAGCAGUGGACCCAUCGGCUCAUGCACGCUAUAUUUUACGCAAUGGAAAGGUGGAGAAGCUGCCAAGUUCGCUGCUGGAAGCUCUGCGAUGGCCAUUGUCGCUUGCAGUAGCACGCGCAGCAUUGCGCGAGCUGUUUGUAAAGCCUCAAGUGAUCAUGGACGAGUCAGUGUAUGCAUUUAUGGCCAGAAGAUUCAGUCCCUUAGUAGCCGAAAGGCUGUUUGAUCCUGUGGCCUCGGGAAUUUUUGGUGGAGACAUUUCGAAACUUUCGAUGCGCUCUUGCUUCCCUAUGUUAAUCGAAUUGGAAAGAAAAUAUGGAUCUGUGGUGAAGGGUAUGCUGCUUGGAGGUAUCAAAGAAGGUGACACGCUGUUGGAUGGCACCAAGAAGUCGGAGUUUGUCAAGAAAUACGAAAAGUCAGUGAGUGUAAGCUUUACGGAUGGUAUGAGCACGCUGAUAAAGGCCUUGGAAGACAAUAUUAAGGCGGAUGCGAUGGCAGACCUUCAGUUGAACACGAAAGUGACGCGACUAGUAGUCCAUGGACCCAACAACUCGAAAGGACCAAGUUUUGUGGUGGAAAGCAAAGACCCUCUAUCAGGGGAGAUUCGUGAUCCCAUUAUAGCCUCCCACGUGUUUUCAACUAUUCCCGCAUGUUCUUUGGCCCCUGUGAUAAGGGAUUCGUCACCUGGUUUAGCUGAGGCACUCGACGAAAUAAACUUUGUCGAUAUGGGUGUGGUGCACAUUGGGUACCAUGAGAAAGUGUUGUCUAUCGACGGGUUUGGGUAUCUCAUUCCCUCAGUAGAGCGUGAAAAGAUUCUUGGUGUCGUAUUUGACUCCAAUACCUUCCCCAUGCAGAACGGGGAGGACAAAAUGCAGACGCGUUUGAGUGUUAUGAGUGGUGGUGCACAUUUUCGAGAGGUGGCGUCCAUGCCGAAAGGACAAUUGGAGCAACAUGCUUUAGAAGCCUUACAGCGACACCUAGGUAUCACACGCAAGCCAGACUACUUGCGUGCCAUGACACUGACGAACGGCAUUCCGCAAUACAACGUUGGUUUUAGCAAGACGCUGCAGCGUAUCGAGAAGCAGGUUGCUCACAGUACACCGGAUUUGUUCAUGGGUGGCAAUAGUUUCUAUGGUAUUGGACUGGCAGACUGUGUGACGCACUCGAAACAGCUUGCGCUCAAGUAUGCCAAGGGUAUUGUUUUGAGUGGCUAG